AUGGCCUCCGAAAGUCAUCUACCAAUUAUCGAUCCUGAGGAUAGCCCGGUAUCGGCUAUUCCAGCGCCAGAAUCAGCAGCUGCUGAAGAAAACAGGAGGUUGCGCGUCCGCAUAUUGGAGAUGUGGGACGCCUGGUCCAAUGGCAAAGAACCACCUAGUACAAUCCCCGGAUUUCCUAAACUGCUCCCCAGGACGGGAAGAAAUGGCUCGGAAGAUAAGAAGCCUAGAACAAAGCCUGAAAAGCAUGCAAGGGCUGAGUGGCCAAAAGAGCGUCUCAGCUUCCGCGAAUAUGCUAUUAAACGGCGUGAGCAGGCAGCCAGAGUAAAGCCUCCCAUGGAUGAAACCGAAAUGGUUGAGGUCUUCUUACAGGCCCAGGAGGCCGAUUAUUUUGAGAAUAUGAUGUCCGCCAUGGAUAAACAUUUUGCAGAGGCAAUAAAAAUUAGAGAAAUGGUAGAAAAUGAUCUGAAAACUGGCGGAAUAUUAAGUCAAUCUGCUUUGCGUUCCACCUCCCAAGCCAUCCAGAAUGGCUCGGGGGGUUUGGCCAAUCGAAAGAAGAGGGAGGAAAGAGCCAUGCUGGCUUCAGGUUCAAGAGGGCCCCGUCGAUCAUAUGAUCAUUCCUACAUGACGCCCAGAACCCCGCAACACUACUAUCCCCACCAAGAUGCUGCUUAUGCCGUGGCACUGCCUCAUUAUGCGAUGAUGAAUGCUCAACCCUAUACACGGCCACAACAACACUACAACCAAGCCCGAGAUCCAUCUCCCAGAAAUAACCAUCCUCACAUAGCUCCAUAUAACCCCCGUCCACCGCCAAACAACUACCAACAUAAUUUACGCCCUCGUGAGCCUCCCAGGAGAAACAACUUCAUCCAUGUUGGUGAAUCCUACUCUAGCCUAUUUUCGAAGCUAAUCCAAAUGGGUCUAUUGCAACCUGUACCCCCAAACCGGCAAAAUCCUGAAUCCUCAUCAUACCGACCCAGUACCAGGUGUGCCUACCAUUCAGGAGCAAAGGGUCAUGAUACGGAGGAUUGUUGGACCCUGAAGAGGGCUGUUGAAAAUUUGAUAGAACAAAAACGAGUGGUGGUGAGGGACGAGGAAGUCCCUAAUGUGAGUAACAAUCCGUUACCGGCUCAAAAUGAUGGGCCGACCAUUGGAAUGAUUUGGGAUGACAAGGAAUUCAAACCAGCCUUGAAAGCCAUCAUCGCCAUCGCCUAUUCAGAAGCAAGACCCAAAGCGGCGGUGAAACAAACCAAAAUUGAGAAGAAAGUCAUUCCAAUUCCUCAAGCUGUUGGAAAAGUUGUAGAAACAAAAACUAGGGAAGCACCUAUUAAGAAUGCGAUUCUUUAUGUCCCUAAGGCCCUAAGAAAAGAACAACUCAUUUUGAACACUCCCAAAAGAUUCGAGCAAAGGAAAGCCAUGUUGAAUGUGCCGAAGUUGUAUGUGCCAAAAGGGAGCUAUGUGGCGCGGGGGCCGAACCCUACCGCAGUCCCCUGGAAUUACAACAGAACAGUAGUUACUUACAAGGGGAAAGAGGUCAUGGGAGAGGUGAACGAAAUGAAUCAAUCUGGGAAGUACCACAAUCCAGAAGAGUUAAAGAAAUCAAAACUAAACAAGGAUAAACGGUUGCCACCCAAGAAUCCUGUCUCGCUUUUAUCUCUGUUGUUGAGCUCGAAUGAACAUCAGAAGGUACUCUUGAAAACAUUGAACGAGGCAUAUGUCCCAGUUGAAACUUCAAAUGAACAAUUGGAGAGAAUGGCUGAACGAUUCUUUGAGGUCAAUAGGAUUUCUUUCAGCCACGAUGAUUUGCCCCCAGAGGGAGCCGCCGACAACAAAGCCCUUCACCUGAUUGUCAAAUAUGAGGGCUAUUAUGUAAAGAGAGUCGUUCUAGAUGGUGGUUCCAGGGUUGACAUUUGCCCUCUCUCAACGCUCCAGAGGAUGGAGAUUGGAACAGAAAGAAUCCGACCAAACAAUGUCUGUGUGCGCGCUUUUAAUGGUGUCAAGCGAGACACAAUAGGGGAAAUCGAUUUGAUUUUGAUCAUUGGCCCCGUGGAUUUCGAAGUGACUAUCUAG
Nicotiana attenuata is the source of this 2067-nucleotide messenger RNA. RefSeq lists its product as uncharacterized. The coding region runs from base 1 to 2067 and encodes 688 amino acids. The record is from RefSeq and is a predicted model, not a curated record. The transcript is spliced from 5 exons. Lineage: Eukaryota; Viridiplantae; Streptophyta; Magnoliopsida; Solanales; Solanaceae.